GUCAAGUUCUCGGGCGGCGCUGUGGCGGCUCUGCUGGCCAUGCGCUACGCCGGCAGCCUGCGCUCGGCCUGCGUGCUGGGUCUGCUGUCGGGCCUGUUCGCCCACUCGCUGUAUGCAGACGUCCUACGCAAGAAGCGGCGGCGACGGGGCGACAAGCGGCUGGAAGGAGACGCGAGGGAGGAGAAAGAGGAAGAAGAAGAAGAAGAAGAAGAAAAGGAGGAGAAGGAAGAAGGAGAAGACGCCGCUUCAGACAGCAGCGCCAUCAGCUGAGAGCUCACAGCCGCAGCGUAGAUACCUUACUGCUCUAAUGAUUAUUGUACUGCU
Messenger RNA from Phytophthora sojae, 324 nucleotides. RefSeq lists its product as hypothetical. NCBI's taxonomy places the organism in Eukaryota, Oomycota, Peronosporomycetes, Peronosporales, Peronosporaceae. The coding region runs from base 40 to 270 and encodes 76 amino acids. The record is from RefSeq and is a predicted model, not a curated record. The transcript has a single exon.